This is a messenger RNA of Ictidomys tridecemlineatus (thirteen-lined ground squirrel), 759 nucleotides long. RefSeq names its product lysine-specific demethylase 4D. Gene Ontology annotation, biological process: regulation of gene expression; chromatin remodeling. Gene Ontology annotation, cellular component: nucleus; chromatin. Gene Ontology annotation, molecular function: histone H3K9 demethylase activity. Lineage: Eukaryota; Metazoa; Chordata; Mammalia; Rodentia; Sciuridae. The record is from RefSeq and is a predicted model, not a curated record.
AUGAACACCUGUACACAGUGUACGAAGUCCAAAAAUGAUCAAGAUCUGGAGAGAAAGUACUGGAAGAGCUGCCUCUAUGACUCACCAAUUUAUGGUGCUGACAUCAGUGGCUCCUUAUUUGAUGAGAACACUAAAGAGUGGAACCUGGGACACCUGGGAACCAUUCUGGACCUUUUGGAGCAGGAAUGUGGAGUUGUCAUUGAGGGUGUCAACAUGCCCUACCUGAACUUUGGCAUGUGGAAGGCCACUUUUGCGUGGCACACAGAGGACAUGGACCUUUACAGCAUCAACUACUUGCACUUUGGGGAGCCCAAAACGUGGUACGCGGUGCCCACUAAACACGGGCAGCGCCUGGAGUGCCUGGCCAGGGAGCUUUUCCCAGCCAGUUCCCAGGGUUGUGAGGCCUUCCUGAGGCACAAGGUGGCCCUCAUCUCGCCCACAGUCCUCCAUGAGAAUGGCAUUCCCUUCAAUCGCGUGACUCAGGAGGCUGGUGAGUUCAUGGUGACAUUUCCCUAUGGCUACCAUGCUGGCUUCAACCAUGGCUUCAAUUGUGCGGAGGCCAUCAAUUUUGCCACUCCGAGGUGGAUUGAUUAUGGCAAAGUGGCGUCUCAGUGCAGCUGUGGGGAAGCCAGGGUCAGCUUCUCCAUGGACCCCUUUGUGCGCAUCCUGCAACCCGAGCGCUAUGAGCUGUGGAAAUGUGGACAUGACGGGGCGGUAAUGGACAACACGGAACUCAUUUUGUGUGUCAAACAGAACUGA